AGCUGUGCAAUAGCGAGGAGGUGCCCGAGGUAGAGAUUGUAAGCCUUCUUCAAGAGCAUAUACCAAAAUAUCGUCUAAGAGCAGACAGUCUCACACAAUUCGGAGGGUACGAGAAUCAAGAUUGGUUCAUACCGUCGCCGGCGCUGCCAGUCAGCGACGAAGAUCUUGCACUUACACCUGACCAGAUCAGGGAGACGCUCAAUUAUUUUCUUCUAUGCAGCAACAGGGUGAGCCAAAUGACAAAAACCUACAAUGACAUUGAAGCGGUAACACGGCUCUUAGAAGAAAAAGAGAAAGAUUUAGAGCUGACGGCGCGUAUCGGCAAGGAGUUGCUGACUGCGAACGGUCGGCUCGAAUCUCGCGUGACCGCGCUCGAGGGCGAGCUUCGCGGCGCUCGCGACCUUAUCACUCAGCUGCGGCACGAGCUCACCGCCAAGAGUGAUCUGCUACAGGUUUUAACAAAUGACACAGAGGAGAGCUCGCCAACCGAGGAACAACAAGAAGCGGCGACGGCGGCGCUGCUGAAGCGUCGGACGGGCGCGCUGGAGCGUGAGAACCGUUCGCUCAGAGAGGAGGCCGCGCGCCUCGCCGCCGGCGCAGACUCCGCCGAGCUGGCGGAGCGGCAGCUGCUCAGGGACAUCGCUGCUCAGCUAUCGAGCGCUAAUACCGAAGCGAGUGCGCUUAGUUCGGAGCUAGCAGAGGAGAGGCAACGUUCAGCUGAUCUCCAGCAGCAACUCGACAGCACUAACGUUAGACUUGCUGUCACCGAGAGGAAUUUGCAGCAGUUAUCUGCGGAACACGAACAUUCGUUACGAAUCUUAGAAAUAACAAAAGAUAAUCAAAAUGCUCUUGCUGCUGAACUGGCGGACGCAAAGGAGCGGUACGCGGAGGUGGCGGCGCUGCUGGCGGAGGCGCAGGAGCAGCUGCGCGCGGCGCGGCGGCGCGGCGAGGCGGCGCGCGGCCUCAUGCCGUCCGUGGCGGCCGCGGCCGGCCUGCUGCCCGCCAGCCUGCACCGCGAGAUGCACUCCUCCGUCUACUCCGAGCUCAGCCUCGACUCCGGCAUCGGCGACCCGCUCGCGCACUCGAGCAUGCAAAAAGUUUUCGAAACGGUCCAGUGUGCGUCUCGCUGGUCUGGCGCAUCUCUGUCCGGGUCGGACGCGGAUACGCAGCCGGUGUACAAGCCGCCCAUCAAGCCGACGUCUUCUGACUCAUUCUUCGAAGACACGUCUGACACUGAAUCGGAGGACUUAUACCCUGGCAACACAGCGGUCGGGGUGCCAGGCGCUCCGGGAGCAGCUGAGCUAGCGGCUGCUCUACGGCGACUCACGCCACAGGAGAUCAACUCGAGACGCGCCUCGUUAGCCGCGUCACAUGUCAUUAGAAAUAGAAGGCGAAAUGAAAGGGAUGUAAGUGAAGAAAGUGCAGUAUGGGGUGCAGGUGCGGCUGGCGGUCUGGCGCGCUUUAGGACCCCACAUAAACUUCAAAUUGUUAAACCAUUGGAAGGUUCUCUCACUCUACACACAUGGGCUCAACUUGCUAAGCCAACCAUGUCAGGCUUAUUAGAAGAACAAGAAGGUGUCGGAGUGAGGGGAUCGAGAUCAGCACAAGCACUCGGUAUGAGAGUAUACCGACUGUCAGAUGUCGAGGAAGACGACGAUAUGCCGAGACUACCGCAUUCUAGCCACAUAUAUACUUUUACGAACAGCACGGUCUUACAUCCAAACGAUGGCAGCCUCGUAGGUAGCAGCGUGAGCAGCGUCUGCAGCAGCGGCAUGAGCAGCCUCGCCAGCAGCGUGCUCGGCAGCGCGUGGAGCUCGCGCCUCACCUCCCGGCGAUCCUCCGCGGCGGUCUCCCCCGUGCUCUCCCGACGCGAGUCCUUCUGCGCGCCGCCCUCCCGGCCGCACUUCACGCCCACGGCGACGCCCGCCAACAGUCCUCUCCUCGGCUCGCCCGACUCGUCUCCGCCCCCGACGCCCCGUCCGGGCGACGCCCCGCCUUCCCUCCACGCUCUAAUCGCGAGCGGUACCUCGAUCCUGCGACGGCGUUACCUGACGUCGCCGGCUUCCGACGGCUCGCCGGCACCUCUCACACUGCAGACUCCCGGAUCUCUUUAUACGGGUCUAGUUCAUCGUAGUCCCAUGGAGCAGUUGACGUGCCUAAAGCGUAAUCUUCGAUCGCCGGCGGCUCCGCCUCCCGAUCGAAGCGACGCUACAAACUCACCGCUCGGCGUUCCGGCACAUCCGGGAGAAGGUGCGUUGGACGCGGUCACGUCGACGGCGGCCGCGAGUAUGAACGGGAGACGCCCACGUGCGCGUGCGCCGCGGCCACGCACCGAUUUGGGGACGGUGGGGGCGACGCCGACCCCAACUUCUUGUCCGCCAACUCAGUCGACCCCUCUGGGCACACUCAGCACCUUUCUUUUCGGUCGGAAAGGUGGUUUACUGUGAGAGUGAUAACUAAUUAUCCCGGCUACUGUUAGAGGUGCUACUGCGAUGCCACGCGACGGUCGCUCGGACGCAGCUCGCUAAAUCGAACCGCGAACGGCGGAUCGAGCCGCGUUACUUGAAGUGAUUUCGUUUUCCGUGUGCAGUCUUAUUUUAUCGAUUUUCGUACUUGUGAUUUAGUUGUAGACAAACGAUUUUUUUAAUGUUACAGUGUGAUCUACCUAUUGUGGAUUUAGUUAUAAGCGUCCAAGUAUCAUCGAUGCGAAUGAUAACAUUUUAUGUUUUGAAAGUUUUAUGUUUGAGUAUUUGUGUUUUAAAUCGUUUUGACGUUGUUUAUUUAGUAUUCACUAAUUGUUUUUACAACAUUAUUUUUGCAUUUAUAUGUUUGAAAUUUACGAAUCUGAUUGGAUCUUUACUGACAUGCUCACAAUAAAGGUGUGAUCAACAUAGCACCUUCUCUCUAUCACAUUCCCUUUGAAGAGAUUAGUAUUAAUUUUGAUGCGAUAAUUUAAAUACCGAGGACCAAGGUGCAUCUGUCACAAUCUGCGAUUAAAAUGUAAAUCAAUCUCUGAGCAAAAAAUUUUAUAAUCACACUUGAGAGUAUCAAUAAAGACAAACUUUUUCAAAUAAUUUUGAUUAGUUGAAAUAUCACAUAUGUCUUAGGCUUGAUUGGUCCUUUGUCGUUUUUUUUUUUUGGCAACUAACAAUAAUUUUAAUUUAUUAUCAUUUUUGACAUUUUGAUUAAUAUAAUAUUUAUUAUACGAUCAAUAUGCAAUUCGAAAUGUGUAUUAUUGUAAAUAGUUAAAUUUCCAUUAAUUUAGAAGAGUACAAAAUAUUUAUGUUUGUAUAAAUAAAAAAUAGCAAUAAUAAUAAUGAUUAAUGACUUACUUUCAAUUAAGUAAUUCACGAGUAAUAAUUAUAGUAAUAUAAUUAUAUCAAUAAACUACGCAAAAUCAUCGAAAAUUUGUAAUUUUCUAAAUCAUUACAUAUUUGUGCAUUUGCUAUUUAGUUUUCUAACUUAACUAAUCCAGGGACUAAGCGAUACAUGGUGCAUGUCAUAGUUUAAGAAGUUAUUUUGUGCAAAGUAAUAAAUUAUCAAUAUUAGGUGAGAAUGGCGAUCACGGUAAUAAAAAAAUGUUUUUUUUUUUUAAUUUGUACUUUUGAUAAAUUUAUGAUUUAUUUAUGCUUAUAUAUUAUUUAUUUAUCCUUAAUAUUUAAAUAUGUUGGAGAAGUUAUUGAUGAGUCAGCAUUUUAAUGUAUAAAACUAAGUAUUAUUAAACAAUGAAAAUUGAUUCCUAGAAGUUAUAGUUACUUUAGCCUUACUUAACAUCACCUUAAUUUAUGUGACUUAAAACUUCUCCAAUUUACUCGGUGCUAGAUAACAAUGCCAGUAAGGUUUCCUUUAUAGUGCGGUUUAUUUAAUCGCACUGUUUUAGUUUUAGUUUAUCAAUCUACAGAAUCACGUAGAUUUUAUAGGAUAUAUAUAUAAAAUUUUUGUUCAGUUCUAGUGCUCAUUGUAGUAAAUGAAUCAAAUGGUUACUGAUGGAAGUAGUCAGCGAGGCUGUGAGGCAAUACAUAUUGAUUUCGAUUGUGUUGUAAGAUUUGAGGUAAUAAAUAAUGAUAACAAGGGUUAGGCACAAACUGUACAGUAUAGAAAUAAAUUGUUGAGAUUUGACGAUAACAACAUGGUUAGCGAUGAUUGUAUUAUAAUAGAAAUAUAAAUUAUUCCAUGAUGA
Molecule: messenger RNA, 4180 nt
Organism: Melitaea cinxia (Glanville fritillary)
Lineage: Eukaryota; Metazoa; Arthropoda; Insecta; Lepidoptera; Nymphalidae
Gene: milt
Product: trafficking kinesin-binding protein milt
Exons: 13
Coding region: 237-2447 (736 amino acids)
Source: RefSeq, a predicted model, not a curated record